GUUUGAUGGAUACCGGCUAAACUUUAAGGACAUCAGCGAUUGUUUUUUCGUGACGUUUCCAGCGAUUGAGGGACUUUGAAAUUUUUCUCAUGUGAGAUUUUGUAGUUUUGUUUUUUUUUUUUUGGAUUCCACACGUGAGCACUUUCCUCCUGUCCCAUUCCCUUGAGGGCAGUUAUUUUUCCAGCUAUUAAGGAUUUGUUUGCCCUUGCCUGGACACAGCCCUCAUUCUUUCAUUGCAGCUCGCCCUGGACCCUCAUGAGCUUAUGCUUCCUAAAUGGGGGAGCAGGAGGAAGAAAUAUGAUCCUCUGUUUUGUGGUGUGUUUAGAGCAGCAGCAACCGUGUGUGGUUUCCAUGGAAAAGGCCAGAGAAAUAUGGCACAGAGGGGCUGCAUAAAUGCUCAACCUCUAUGUCUGUGGUCCAAGUGAAAUCGAAGCCGGCUAGCGUAGCACUGCAAGCUCCACCUUGGAACUCCUUGUUCAGACUCUUCUCAUGUGUAGCCACAAGGAGCGUGCACAAACCUAAAGAGGUCCCCACAUUUCAAGAGAAGACGACAGCCUUAUUUGGAAAUCUUAUGGACGAAGAAAUGAGUCGCCAGACUGCCACCGCGCUGCCCACAGGAACCUCCAAGUGCCCCCCAUCUCAGCGCGUGCCCACCCUGUCAGGCACCACAGCCUCCAACAGUGACCUGGCCAGCCUGUUCGAGUGUCCUGUCUGCUUCGACUAUGUCCUACCCCCCAUCCUGCAGUGCCAGUCCGGACACCUGGUAUGCUCCAACUGCCGGCCCAAGCUCACCUGUUGCCCCACCUGCCGAGGUCCCCUGGGCUCCAUUAGGAACCUGGCCAUGGAGAAGGUGGCCAACUCUGUCCUCUUCCCCUGCAAGUACGCCUCGUCGGGCUGCGAAGUCACCCUGCCUCACACAGACAAGACCGAGCACGAAGAGCUCUGCGAGUUUCGGCCGUACUCUUGCCCCUGCCCCGGCGCCUCCUGCAAGUGGCAGGGCUCCCUGGACGCUGUCAUGCCUCACCUGAUGCACCAGCACAAGUCCAUCACCACGCUGCAGGGCGAGGACAUCGUGUUUCUGGCCACAGACAUCAACCUGCCGGGCGCCGUCGACUGGGUCAUGAUGCAGUCCUGCUUCGGCUUCCACUUCAUGCUGGUGCUGGAGAAGCAGGAGAAGUACGACGGACACCAGCAGUUCUUCGCCAUCGUGCAGCUCAUCGGCACCCGCAAGCAGGCCGAGAACUUCGCCUACCGGCUGGAGCUGAACGGGCACCGGCGCCGGCUGACCUGGGAGGCGACGCCGCGCUCCAUCCACGAGGGCAUCGCCACCGCCAUCAUGAACAGCGACUGCCUGGUGUUCGACACGUCCAUCGCACAGCUGUUCGCCGAGAACGGCAACCUGGGCAUCAACGUCACCAUCUCCAUGUGCUAAGAACUUUACAGAGAAGAGGGUCAAAAAGUUACAGAUUGUUCGGGGGGCAUUUUUUUAGGGGGGGGUCAAAUCAGUUCUGACCUCAUGGCGCCUCCCCCCCUUCUCUGCCUCACCCCUUGACAUGUGGAACUGGACUGUCUGGUCGGGCAGCCGUGGAGGCCCAGAGGGGUGAGAUGGAUGGAUGGAUGAAUGAAUGGAUGAAUAAACACACAAGGACGUAACUGUGUAGUGAUGGCUGUAGACUUCUAAACACACACAUGUGAGACUCGUGCACAUACAUGCAGUCUCACCCUCUAUUGGUCAUAAACACAAACUGAGAAGUCGUUCAAACUCGCUUGUCAAACUGGUCUCCUGGCCACGUGUCUGUCUCCGAGUGAUUUCUUUCCCCCUCCCAUCAGUCUCAUUUUAGUGUCUCUUUUCUCUCGGCCUCAGUCAGACAUUUCAGACACUACAACUCUAAAGCCUGGAAGCUGCUUCACCCCCGACAAGCUACUAAUUCACCACGGACUCCUGGUCAGUGCAAGGAAGCUAGCCAGCUAUCUAGCUCUCCCUUUCUGUUCUUCACCCGCCUCAGUUACCUCCCCGGAUUGAACGGUUUCCACUCGCAGGGCUUCGACAGUAGCUGUGGCUGCUAAUGACUGACUGGAACCCGGAAUCCAUAAAAGAAAAAAAACCUUUCACCUGUGAGCGACGUGGCUAUCGAUGGCUGACUGGAACCGUCAUCUAUAGACAUGGAUGACUGUAGCACCCCAAACCAUCCACACGCGUCCCGGAUGGAAAAACAAAUCGGCAAAAGCUCAUUUGAUUUCUUCCUGAUCCACCACGAGGCUAAAGAUUGUGCAUCUUUAACUAGUUGACUGUCGUCGUUGAUAGUUAUUAGACUCUGCUGUCAUACUGUAUGGAUUGAAGAAGGCCCUCAGCUACAUCAGCCCUGGACUUAGUUUGUUUUUGUUUGUUUAUUUUCACACAAACACAUCUGUUCCUUGCAUCACAGGUCUAAUAGUGGAUGAGUCGACCGAGGAACAGAGUUUUUUUUUCAGAACAAGGAAAAAAAAAAAAAGAAACACUGCAUUUCAGUUUUUCUUUCCGGGUUUCUUUCUUAAGUCUGUCUUUUCUUUUUAAUUAGUUUUUUUGUAUGACAAGAGAGAAGAACUCCUGAUAUUUUUGUGUGUGAGAGAAAGAUUCUGGCAUAAAAAAAGCCUGCUCGUUUUCUCCCUUUCCUCUUCUUCUUCUUUUUGUUUCUGCUCUGUCUUCUGCCGGCCACUGAUUGACUGAUCACCCAACCAGGAAUGAGGGACAGUUUGUACCGUUACAAUGUUGCUAUUGUUAUUAUUAAAUGGAGAUUAUCAUAAUUAUCAUUUUUUGUAUUGAAUUUUAAAAACAAAAAUUAAAAAGGCAGUUGUAAAACUUGUGGCUAAACUUCAGUGUUUGUAGUUAAAAAGCAAGUUGUGUCGUUCUUCUGAAGGUUUGUUCUUUUUUUUUUUGAUUUGUCUCCAGAGUUGGGUUGUUUUCAUCUAUUUGUCUCUGUCUUCUUGUUUGUGUGGUAAGUCUUUUCUUCACCCCCUUUUUACUUUUUUUUUUUUUUUGUUGUUGUUGGAGGAGGAGGGAGGUUUAGCCAAUCAUCUCUCACUUUCUCUUCACGUGGAGUCUCAGUAAUGUUGCUGCUCUCCCUCGAGUCCUUGACUAUUUUCUGUUUUAAUUUGUCAUUAAAUAAAUCUAUCUUUUUCAUA
Messenger RNA from Acanthochromis polyacanthus (spiny chromis), 3162 nucleotides. It is a transcript of the gene siah1, whose product is annotated as siah E3 ubiquitin protein ligase 1. Gene Ontology annotation, biological process: multicellular organism development; proteasome-mediated ubiquitin-dependent protein catabolic process. Gene Ontology annotation, cellular component: cytoplasm. Bases 407 to 1432 code for a protein of 341 amino acids. Gene Ontology annotation, molecular function: ubiquitin conjugating enzyme binding; zinc ion binding; ubiquitin protein ligase activity. The transcript is spliced from 5 exons. Lineage: Eukaryota; Metazoa; Chordata; Actinopteri; Pomacentridae. The record is from RefSeq and is a predicted model, not a curated record.